AUGAACGCAAUGACGGACACGGAGGUGGUGCAGUACGUGCUCCAGAACAAGAGUAACUACUAUAAAGUGCUCAUGGUAGGAACAGAUGCCACCGAGGCGCAGAUCAAGGUAGCCUACAAGAAGAUGGCACUCAAGUGUCACCCAGACAAGAACAAGCACAAACAAGCAGCUGACGCGUUCAAGCUGGUUGGCACGGCGCACACGACGUUGUCGGAUGCCACCAAGCGCAGUAUCUACGACCGGCACGGUGCGGAGGGCGUACAGCGGCACGAGAGCGGUGGUGUGCGUCGGUCCGCGAACGGUGCGGGUGUGUACCGCCACCGUCCAGCCGGGCAGCGUGACUUCUUCGAGGAGUUCUUCUUUGGCAACGGCUACCAUACGAACGGUCAUGGUGUGCACCCCGGGGCCGGUGGGGCUCGAUACCAAGCUGAGGUGAACAUCAAUCCCAAUGCACUGCUAUUUGUGCCCAUUGUUGUUUUUCUACUCGUAGCAAUGCUCCUGUCGAGCUCCUACACCGACGUCGAUGCAUCGAACCCGCUGUUCGGCGGCGGUCUCCGUGGCGCUGGCAUGGUUGGCACUUCUUUUAGCUUCACGGCCUCACAGAACGAGGGCUUCAUUGUGCAGCGCACGACUUCCCUGUACGGGUUGCGCGUGCCGUACUACACGACGCCCCGCAUGUCGGAAGUGAUGGACCGGCGAAAGGAGGUGUACAUGUCGAUGGAGCAGAAGGUGCUGGAGACUUGGCGGGACUCUUUAGGCCGUCGCUGCGAGGCGGAGUCGCUCAAGUAUCGCUCGCGUGGCCGCAACGAGGUGCCGCCAGUGUGCGGCGACUAUCAGCACUUUCGUCGAGCACUUGGUUGA
Leishmania mexicana MHOM/GT/2001/U1103 is the source of this 861-nucleotide messenger RNA. RefSeq lists its product as hypothetical. The coding region runs from base 1 to 861 and encodes 286 amino acids. Gene Ontology annotation, molecular function: Hsp70 protein binding. Gene Ontology annotation, cellular component: endoplasmic reticulum membrane. Gene Ontology annotation, biological process: cellular response to misfolded protein. The record is from RefSeq and is a predicted model, not a curated record. The transcript has a single exon. Lineage: Eukaryota; Euglenozoa; Kinetoplastea; Trypanosomatida; Trypanosomatidae.